This is a messenger RNA of Drosophila biarmipes, 823 nucleotides long. Its product is annotated as serine protease 1. The record is from RefSeq and is a predicted model, not a curated record. The transcript has a single exon. NCBI's taxonomy places the organism in Eukaryota, Metazoa, Arthropoda, Insecta, Diptera, Drosophilidae. The coding region runs from base 3 to 785 and encodes 260 amino acids. Gene Ontology annotation, biological process: proteolysis. Gene Ontology annotation, molecular function: serine-type endopeptidase activity.
ACAUGAAGGUGUUCCUAACUGUUCUGGCUUUGGCCGUGGCCUCCGCCUCGGCCUACGAGAGCGUCAUCCGCCCCAAGGAUAUCCCCAAGGUGCCCCGCAUCGAGGGUCGCAUCACCAACGGCUACCCGGCGGAGGAGGGCAAGGCUCCCUACACCGUGGGCCUGGGCUUCAGCGGCGGCUGGUGGUGCGGUGGCUCCAUCAUCUCCAACGAGUGGGUGCUCACCGCUGCCCACUGCAUCGGCGGCGACUCCGUGACCGUCUACUUCGGAGCCACCUGGCGCACCAACGCCCAGUACACCCACUGGGUCGGAAGCGGAAACUUCAUUGCCCACGGAUCCGCUGACAUCGCCCUGAUCCGCAUCCCCCAUGUGGACUUCUGGCACAUGGUCAACAAGGUGGAGCUGCCCAGCUACAACGACCGGUACAACGACUACAACGAGUGGUGGGCCGUGGCCUGCGGAUGGGGCGGCACCUACGACGGCAGCCCCCUGCCCGACUACAUGCAGUGCGUCGACCUCCAGAUCAUCCACAACUCUGAGUGCGUCCAGUACUACGGGAGCGGCACCGUGGGCGACAACAUCGUCUGCGUCCGCGUCGUCGACGGCAAGGGCACCUGCGGCGGAGACUCCGGUGGCCCCCUGGUCACACACGACGGCUCCAAGCUCGUGGGAGUCACCAACUGGGUGUCGGGUGCUGGCUGCCAGGCCGGCCAUCCCGCUGGCUUCCAGCGCGUGACCUACCACCUGGACUGGAUCCGCGACCACACCGGCAUUGCUUACUACUAAACGUUGAAAAUCGAUUAAUAAAAUUUUUUAGAACACAA